This is a messenger RNA of Pungitius pungitius (ninespine stickleback), 1843 nucleotides long. RefSeq names its product interferon alpha-inducible protein 27-like protein 2A. Bases 174 to 821 code for a protein of 215 amino acids. Gene Ontology annotation, cellular component: membrane; mitochondrion. The record is from RefSeq and is a predicted model, not a curated record. The transcript is spliced from 8 exons. NCBI's taxonomy places the organism in Eukaryota, Metazoa, Chordata, Actinopteri, Perciformes, Gasterosteidae. Gene Ontology annotation, biological process: apoptotic signaling pathway.
CGACGCCUUAAUAGAGUGUCUAUUUCCUGGGGUCGUGCGGUGUAUGAAAAACAGGAAGGGCAGCAAAAUUAAUACCAGUCUCCUGUCUCGUUCAUCUGGCCAAGCUCGCCACAAUAUAAAACCCUGUCGAGCACAUCCGGGAUCUUCAGUGGACUCGUACACUAAAACAAACCAUGGACCUUUUGAUUUGUAUUGUUGCCUUGGCGGCUUUCGGAACAUUAGCCGCAGCUGACAACCCUGCUGCAGCUAUGAUGUCCGCCGCGGCCGUGGCCAAUGGGGAGGGGGGGGCUGCAGGAAGCAUCGGGGGUUUUCUGCACUCUAUGGAUUCACAAAAACAAACCAUGGACCCUUCUGUCGGAGCAGGAGCCGUGGCUGCUGUGGCCGCGGCCCCUGUGGUACUGGGAGCCGUAGGUUUCAACCCUGCUGCAGCUAUGAUGUCCGCCGCGGCCGUGGCCAAUGGGGAGGGGGGGGCUGCAGGAAGCAGCGGGGGUUUUCUGCACUCUAUGGGUUCACAAAAACAAACCAUGGACCUUUGUACGGCUCUUGCAGUCGGAGCAGGAGCCGUGGUUGCUGUGGCCGCGGCCCCUGUGGUACUGGGAGCCGUAGGUUUCACCUCGGCUGGGAUCACAGCAGGCUCCUAUGCUGCCACCAUGAUGUCCGUCACGGCUGUGGCCAACGGGGGGGCGGUGGCUGCAGGAAGCACAGUGGCUGCUCUACAGGCUGCAGGUGCAGCUGGUCUGUCUGGAACUGCUACUGCAGCUGUGGCCGCCAUCGGAGCAGCAGUGGGGUACAUGGCAGACUUUUGUGGUUCCCCAAAUUGAGGGACUCACUUCUUCAGUUUGAUCAUUGGGCCUCAUUCACCAAUAUCUUCCUAAGUUAUUUCUUACAUUCGUUCUUAAGAAAGUUCCUAAGAAAAGUCUACGUGUGAUUUAUGACGUGUUCCUAAACAGUGGAAUUGUUCGCAGGUGCGGUCUUAGAAUGAUGAAUCCCAAUAUGUUGUAAAUUGAAAGCUUGUGCCCUGUUGCUCCCUGUUGCUCCUGUUUAGCCCCCUUAAUUGCCAUUAAGGGGCAUUAGAUGGAAAUCUAAAAGAAAUGGGAAAGACGAUGGAGGCCUCGACUCCAGAAGAAAGUCAAACUUCUGACUCUGAAAACUUCUGGAGUGGAGAUAGGCCAAGCACACUUUCAAACACCAUGGCAAUUCAACGCGCUAUACAAAUGACCAAAAGCAUAAGUGUAGUGUUUAUUUAUUAAAACAAACACACAUGUGUUAUGUGUAGAAUGUGCGUACAUUCUGUUCUUACCUAAGAACAAAUCCCAAAUAAGAAAACAUUGGUGAAUUGGUGAAUCUUUGUGAAAGCUGCGUAAGUGGGGAUUAAGCACAAACUUGUUCUUAAGAACAUUUGGUGAAUGAGGCCCAUUGAGAAGUCAAUCAGGUCUCCUUUGGUCGCCGGACCCUUUUCUCUUUGCCUGAUGGGGCAGAAUCACUUUUUUGGUGAAUCCUGAAGUGGCCUCUGUACACGGACGUCCAGACAAACUUCAAACGAUUCCACUUCUGACCCCAAAUGGUGGUGGAAGAUUUUCUCAAACAAUCGUAAAUAAAUAAACAGUCUCUGAAUACAGUCUCUUUCUCCAUAUAUUUCCUUGCAGUCACAUCAGCUACGUGCUGAAUAGACUGUGAGGAACAUCUUUUCAAAAAGGGCAGAGUAGUUCUGUCAUUUUCGUUCAUUACACUACUCCAUUUAAAAUGAAGAUAAACCUUGUAGAAAUAAAAAACAAAAUCUGUUGGAGUACAUUAAUAUAAAUGGUGAAUACGUUUUAAACUCAAAGUAGAGGCAGGCACUGCA